GCCUGACAUUUUGUUCUCCAAGUCUCUCACAUAUAUUUCCUUAACUUGGAAUCAAGAGUCUCUCAUAUGCUCCCUCGUGAUGGGCAGAUGGCUCCAAGCCCUCCACAGACAUACAGAAGCAGGGGAUUCUGCUGAUUUCUGUUCACUUCAUGCUGGUCAGCCUUUAUGCAGAGUUGAUGAUGUCAUGGUCCCACCUGAGAGAAGAAAUAGGACUAGUGGCUUAAAAAAAAGCAUAUAUGCCCACCGCCCACGAUGGACUCCCUGAGACUGGCAAAUUCUGCUUUUGCUGUUGACUUGUUCAAACAACUAUGUGAAAAGGAGCCCAUGGGAAAUAUUCUCUUCUCUCCAAUAUGUCUCUCUACUUCCCUGUCACUUGCUCAAGUAGGUGCCAAAGGUGACACAGCAAAUGAAAUUGGACAGGUCCUUCAUUUUGAGAACGUCAAAGAUGCACCCUUUGGGUUUCAAACAGUCACUUCUGAUGUAAAUAAGCUCAGUUCCUUUUACUCUUUGAAGCUAAUCAAGCGACUCUACAUAGACAAGUCUCUGAACCCUUCUACAGAAUUUAUCAGUUCUACAAAAAGGCCGUAUGCAAAAGAAUUGGAAACUGUCGACUUCAAAGAUAAACUGGAAGAAACGAAAGGUCAAAUUAACAGCUCUGUUAAGGAGCUCACAGAUGGCCAUUUUGAGAACAUUUUAUCGGAGAACAGUGUAAGUGACCAGACCAAAAUCCUCAUGGUUAAUGCCGCCUACUUUGUUGGAAAGUGGAUGAAAAAAUUUCCUGAAUCAGAAACAAAGGAAUGUCCGUUCAGAGUCAACAAGACGGACACCAAACCGGUACAAAUGAUGAAUCUAGAGGCCACGUUCUGUUUGGGCAACAUUGAUGACAUCAACUCUAAGAUCAUAGAACUUCCCUUCCAGAAUAAGCAUCUCAGUAUGCUCAUUGUGCUUCCCAAGGAUGUGGAGGAUGAGUCCACAGGUCUGGAAAAGAUCGAAAAGCAGCUCAACCCAGACACACUGUUGCAGUGGACCAACCCCAGCACCAUGGCCAAUGCCAAAGUCAAACUGUCUCUCCCAAAGUUUAAGGUGGAAAAGAUGAUUGAUCCCAAGGCUAGUCUGGAAAGUCUGGGUCUGAAAAGUCUCUUCGAUGAAAACACAUCUGAUUUCUCUGGCAUGUCAGAGACCAAAGGAGUGGCCCUAUCAAAUGUGAUUCACAGGGUAUACCUAGAAAUAACCGAAGAUGGUGGUGACUCCAUUGAGGUGCCAGGAUCCCGAAUCUUACAGCACAAGGAUGAAUUCAAUGCUGACCACCCAUUUAUCUAUAUCAUUAGACACAACAAAACACGAAACAUCAUUUUCUUUGGCAAAUUCUGUUCUCCUUAAGUGGCAGGGCCCUGCUAAGUCUCAGGUAACUUGUCUGGAGUUGCAGAUCUCUGUAAACUUUGUAUGCAGACAAUCACUUUCUAUACAAUAAAUUGUUAAU
Molecule: messenger RNA, 1480 nt
Organism: Myodes glareolus (Bank vole)
Lineage: Eukaryota; Metazoa; Chordata; Mammalia; Rodentia; Cricetidae
Source: RefSeq, a predicted model, not a curated record